CCGGCAUGUUCUCGACGCUCUAUUCCUUCUCAGCUGAUUAUGACGUAAUGUGCACAACAACGAGGCUAGCUGGACUGAAGAACUACAAGUUUUGACACCAGCGGAGUGUGUCGCAGUUGGCGAGGGUCUUGAAAGGUGGAGAGACUCACCGGGGAGGCUGUUCUAGAGACGCGACUCUCUCUGUACACAACCGCCUCAGCUUCUGUCAGGCUCACAAGAGAAGGAGUGUGCAGAGGGGUGGCGGGGCGACAUGGUGGAUUACUACAACGUCUUGGGAGUAUCCAAAAAUGCCACUCAGGAGGACAUCAAGAAGGCCUACAGGAAACUUGCACUUAAAUGGCAUCCUGACAAAAAUCCUGACAACAAAGAGGAAGCGGAAAUGAAAUUUAAAGAAAUUGCCGAGGCUUAUGAAGUUCUCUCUGACCAGAACAAACGGGAUGCCUUUGAUCGAUAUGGAAGUGAUGGAAUGAAACAUUCAGGCUCGUCCAACUCGGACUUCUCUUCAGAUUUCCCAGGAUUCGGCUUCACAUUCCGCAGCCCAGAUGAGGUUUUCAGGGAGUUUUUUGGUGGCCAAGAUCCUUUCGCCAGUUUGUUUGAUGAAUUUUCAUCAUUUGGGGUUUCGACCUCUCGCAUGGGUCCUAACCGCUUUUUCUCGUUCCCUUCAGCUGGAGCUGAAUUUACGUCUUUUUCAUCCAUGGGUGGUUUUCAUGAUAUGGGCAGCAUGGGUGGAGGCAAUUUCAAAUCUGUGUCUACUUCCACUCGCAUCAUAAAUGGCAAACGUACAACCACCAAGAAGAUUAAAGAGAACGGGCAGGAACGAAUAGAGAUCGAGGAAGAUGGUGUGUUAAAGUCUGUACUAAUUAACGGCGUGCAGGACGAAAUGGCUCUCGCGCUGGAGCUGAGUCGACGAGAGGGCCAGCAUCAUCAAAUGCCCACAAAUCCCUCAAUCCAAAACAAAUCAAGUGAUGAAACUGGCAGAACCUGGUCCAGCCCGUAUUCUGCAGGUGCACACCGCUCGUUCAGCGCUGCCCCUUUUUACAACUUUGGGGGGCUUACUGGAAACGAGCAAGACGAGGACGAUGAAGAUCUGCAGAUGGCGUUGGCUUGCAGCUUGUCAGAAAUGGAAGCCCAGCAGAAAGCAGCUGCUCCAGACUUCAUAUCAGACUCAGACUUUGAAGCCUUCACAAGCUAACCCUAUUGGCUCUUGCUCUGCUUUGACCGCGCCCUCAUCUUUCGGUCAAAUCUCAAGAAUCCACGACGCACUCGUCUUUCUGCCCAUCAUGUCUUCUAUAUUAUGAAUGACUCUUAAAAUGUUACAGAAGUGUGCUUAGUAUGUAUGACUCUGAAUAAACCAAUCUUAUAUUGGUUUGAAAAGACUGGGAAAUGGCCCACAUAUUCUCUGGACUAAUCAUUUUUGUUUGUAUGCAUUGUAACUCAUUUUUGUAAGGGUAAUAGUGUACAAGAUAAAAUGAUUAAGCCAAGAGAACAAAUAUCCCAAAGAAUUGAACCAUAAAUAUAGCGGUAAAGUUUUAACAUAUUGUGUAAAUCAAAGAAAUACAGUAUUUCCUACAGGCAUUGUGUGUUUUGUACAUCUUUCAUCACAUUUCGUUUCAUGCAAAACACACAAAGACUCAGUUCGAUCAGAGAAAUGUGUUUUUUGCUGCAUCACAUCACUAAUUUAUUCAGUCAAAAAUACAUUUUUAUAGACAUUUUAUCUGUUUGCUACAUGAAAUAAAUACAAUCAUCAUUGGGAAUUAUUUACAUU
This is a messenger RNA of Corythoichthys intestinalis (scribbled pipefish), 1765 nucleotides long. Its product is annotated as dnaJ homolog subfamily B member 6-like. The transcript is spliced from 11 exons. Bases 251 to 1192 code for a protein of 313 amino acids. The record is from RefSeq and is a predicted model, not a curated record. Gene Ontology annotation, molecular function: Hsp70 protein binding. NCBI's taxonomy places the organism in Eukaryota, Metazoa, Chordata, Actinopteri, Syngnathiformes, Syngnathidae.